[Torrubiella] hemipterigena is the source of this 1500-nucleotide messenger RNA. NCBI's taxonomy places the organism in Eukaryota, Fungi, Ascomycota, Sordariomycetes, Hypocreales, Clavicipitaceae. The record is from the annotation of a GenBank genome assembly.
AUGGCCGGCAAGUGGCUUACCAAAGAGCAGGUUACUGGUUAUGCAGCCCCCUCUGACGAAAGCAUCAAGCUCGUCAAAAGUUGGAUCAAGGCCGCCGGUAUUGCUGAUGAGGACAUUGCUAGCCCUUCACCCGACUGGCUUCAUGUCAGAAUCCCCGUGAGCAAGGCGGAGGAGCUUCUCGAGGCCGAGUAUAAGAUUUACAAUCAUGCUGUGGACCAGUCGUCUGUUGUACGCACCACCGCUUACUCCAUCCCCCAGCAACUACUGGACCAUAUCGACACUAUCCAGCCCACCACUGCUUUCCAGAGCGAUGAACAGAGCGUUUCGGCUGACGCUGUGACACCGCUGCGGCCUGCCAAGGCUCCCAAGGCCACCAAGGUCAAGACGGCCAACCCUUGUGACAAGACCACCACCCCCCAGUGUGUGCUCAACUGGUAUAACGUCGACCAUGCAGGUAAAGGAGGCAAGACGAGCUACGGAAUCUCAGGGCCUAAGAACGCCCACGUCUCCCACAGCGACCUCAAGCAGUUCCUUGCUACCUACGACCCGAAAAACACAAACACCUUCCAGAACUACUCUAUUGCUGACGGCAUUAACAAUGAAACAGCACCCACUAGAGAGACCACGCUUGAUAUCCAGUGGUCUACUGUCCUGGGCGCUGGCAACUCAAGGUUCUACACCAUCGGCCGCACGAAUGCCAGCCUCGAUAAAUUCGAAUACAGCAUGAUUAGCCGGGGCACGUUCCUGGCCUCUGCCGACUCUCCUCCAGACAUCAUGUCCACGUCGUACGGCGCCGUCGAGUCCCGCUUCACCAAGCAGUAUGCCACUCGCAUCUGCAACGACUUUAUGAAGGCCAGCUCCCGCGGCAUCACAGUGCUCUUUAGCACCGGCGAUAACGGCGUGGGCGAGACCUGCUCCAACGGCCGCUUUGAGAACCAUUUUCCGGGUUCGUGCCCCUGGGUCCUUGCUGUGGGUGCUACCGAGUGGUCUGGCACCAACGAAACGGCAACGACGAAAUUUGGUUCUGGCGGCGGCUUCUCCGACUUUUUUGACGUGCCUGCGUACCACAAGACAGAUGUUGCGGACUACAUUCGCGACUAUGUACCGGCCAGCUACGACGGCAAAUACAAUGCCGGUGGCCGUGCGUAUCCUGAUGUUGCUCUUAUUGGCGAGAGGAUCCCCAUCUACGGACCGCCCAAGAAGGGCAACGGUGCUUGCAAGACGGAUAUGACGGGAGGCACGUCAGCGUCUACGCCUAUGUGGGCUGGUCUGUUGUCCCAGAUCAACGACUACCGUGCCACGAUUGGCAAGCCGACUCUGGGGUUCAUUAACCCGCGGCUGUAUGGCGAGGCGGAUGUCCGUGCUGCCCUGAACGAUAUUACCGUCGGCUCCAACCCUGGCAGCGACACCGAUGGCUGCUCGGUCGAGAAGGGCUGGGACCCUGUCACUGGGCUUGGGUCCAUGGACUUUGCCAAGCUCCGCGUUGCUUUGAGUACAUAG